Molecule: messenger RNA, 1416 nt
Organism: Ylistrum balloti
Lineage: Eukaryota; Metazoa; Mollusca; Bivalvia; Pectinida; Pectinidae
Product: polycomb group RING finger protein 1-like
Exons: 7
Coding region: 1-810 (269 amino acids)
Biological process (GO): negative regulation of transcription by RNA polymerase II
Cellular component (GO): PRC1 complex
Molecular function (GO): promoter-specific chromatin binding
Source: RefSeq, a predicted model, not a curated record
AUGGCUGUAAUAAGUGAUAUAAAUUCGCUUACAUAUAUCGAUGAUAAUAUAUUUAUUAUUUACUCUACCAAUCGUUUAUUUUACUGUUUUUAUUUACAUAUAAUCGCCACACAGCUAUUGAAGAUCCGUGUGUAUGAUGUCAAUGAACAUAUCGUUUGUUCUCUGUGUGGUGGCUACUUUAUUGAUGCCACUACCACCACUGAGUGUCUUCAUACCUUUUGCAAAAGCUGUAUAGUUAAAUACCUCCAAACAAGUAAGAGUUGUCCACAAUGUGGGAACAAGGUCCAUGAAUCACAGCCACUGAUCCACCUUCGGGCUGACAGAACCAUGCAGGACAUUGUGUACAAACUUGUGCCUAACUUGUUUGAAAAUGAAGAAAAAAGAAGAGAAGAUUUCUACAAAUCAAGAGGAUUUGCAAAACAAAAGAAAGGCAUAGUUGUGGAGAAGAAGGCCACUCCAAAAUUGUCAUGUAUCUUGAACAACCCAGAUGCUCACCAAUUUAAAUAUGAUGAACAGAUUGGACUUUGUCUGGAGCGUUACAGUAUUCAGUCCAUUAAGGUGAGUGGGGAGGCGUUUGACCUGAAAGUCCUGGAGAGAAAGUUCAUCAGAUGUUCUGUACGUGUUCUAAUUGCUCACUUGAAGAGAAUUAUCACCAAAAAACUCAACAUUCCUGCAGGAGUUGAGGUGGAGAUGAUGUGUGACAAUGAUGAGCUGUUAGAUGAGAUGUCUAUGAAACAAGUGAACCUGGUGUACUGGAGUCCUCGGGGCUCACCAAUGAUCCUUUAUUAUCGUCUGAGAGAACCAGGAUGAGAAAUGUACGCAGCUUUAGGAGAGAACCAAGAUGAGAAAUGUACGCAGCUUUAGGAGAGAACCAGGAUGAGAAAUGUACGCAGCUUUAGGAGAGAACCAGGAUGAGAAAUGUACGCAGCUUUAGGAGAGAACCAGGAUGAGAAAUGAACGCAGCUUUGGGAGAACCAAAGGAUUUAUCUCCCCUCACACAUAUACAGAAUAUUGAACAUUGUUUAACAUAGAUUGUUUUUAGAUAGGUUUCAAACUGUUUUACAGGAAAAUUUCAGAUACAUUUGAUGAAAGUGUCUUCAAAAGAUAUUUCAGCUGAAAAACAUCAUGUGCAUUACAGUUGUCAACAUCACCCUGUAUCUAGGACUUGUGCCAAAUCAUUAAAACUUCACUUUUGUUUAAUUUAUAUGAUGAUUUUACUAAAACUUUAAGAAAAUGGUUUAAUGUUGAUCUGUUUACAAACCCAGCUGUUGAACCUGCCAUUAUUGAUGUAGUAGAUUGAUAUUUGCUGUGUUUCUAUACUUAAAGUGUUAAAAUUAACAAUUAAUAACCCUAAAUGAUUAAGGAAAUAUUGACCAAACGAUAAAUGGUAUUAGCUUUUUAGUUUGUUUUUAAAUU